This is a messenger RNA of Zingiber officinale, 2295 nucleotides long. RefSeq lists its product as uncharacterized. Bases 1 to 2295 code for a protein of 764 amino acids. The record is from RefSeq and is a predicted model, not a curated record. The transcript is spliced from 3 exons. Lineage: Eukaryota; Viridiplantae; Streptophyta; Magnoliopsida; Zingiberales; Zingiberaceae. Gene Ontology annotation, molecular function: nucleic acid binding; zinc ion binding.
AUGGCUGGUCGUAGAAGAAAGGGACCAGACGAUGAGGAUCCUCAAGCUCGUCAAAGGAACCUUCGUGAUAUCGAGUUAGAAGAUUUAAGGAGACAAGUGCAACAACUCGAGCAACGCCUUGCGCGUGGCAAACAUCGUGAAUAUGAUGUUGAUGGUCAUGAUUCAGAUGGUGGUUCUACAAAUAAUGAUGUGGAUUUUAAUCCAUUUCAUGAUGAUGACUCACGUGACCGUGCUUCUCGUGGUCCACAGUUCCGAAGAGACAAUGUCCGCAACAAGUCUUUUGAUUUUAAAGUUGAUAUUCCAGAUUUUGAAGGAAGAAAUAAUCCCAAUGAAUUCAUUGAUUGGCUCAAUUCUGUUGAGAGAGUCUUUGAGUUCAAAGAUGUUCAAGAAGAUAGCAAGGUGAAGCUGGUGGCUAUUAAGUUAAGAAAAUAUGCAUCCAUUUGGUGGGAACACCUUAAGAAGCAACGUAUGCGAGAUGACAAGCAAAAGAUCAGAACAUGGAACAAAAUGAAGAAGGAGUUAAGGAGGAAAUUUUUGCCAGAUAAUUAUCGGCAAGAUACUUUUCUUAAAUAUCACAACUUCAAACAGAAGGAUCUGUCCGUGGAAGACUACGUGGCUAAAUUUGAAAACCUCAUGAUGCGGUGCGAUGUUUUUGAGCCAGAAGAACAAAUCAUUGCUCGUUUUCUUGAAGGGCUGAGGUAUGAGAUUGGGAAUGUGGUCCAAUUGCAGUCAUAUUGGACUUAUAAUGAUGUAUGCCAGUUGGCUCUCAAGAACACUCCGGCAGCCAAAGAUGUAAAACAGAAAUCUGCCGCAAGUAAGGAUGGUGGUGCUGGUUUUGUGAAAUCCAGUGGUCCGACUAAUCAAAAAACUUGUUUCAAGUGCAAAGGGUUCGGAUAUUUUGCUGUCGAUUGUCCAAAUCGAAGAAUCAUUACUUUCAUUGAGGAAGAGUAUGACGAGGAGAAUGAGGAGACAACACCCAUUUAUGAUGAAUGUGACGAGGAGGAAGAUAUCACUUAUGAAGAUCAUGGGGAAGCUUUGGUGAUACGGCGUAGUCUCAACACCACCUAUGUUCCAGAUGAUUCAUGGCUUCGUAAUAAUAUCUUCCACACCCGAUGCACGUCAAAUGGCAAGGUGUGUGACAUCAUUGUUGAUGGAGGAAGUUGCGAAAAUGUUGUGGCUACAACUAUGGUAGAGAAACUGCAAUUAAAAACCAAAGAUCAUCCUCGACCUUACAAGCUAUCAUGGCUUCGGAAAGGUAAUGAAGUAAAGAUAAAUAAACGAUGCCUUGUGCAAUUUUCUAUUGGAGACAAGUACAAAGAUGAAGUUUGGUGUGAUGUUAUUCCUAUGGAUGUUUGUCAUUUGCUUCUUGGAAGACCUUGGCAGUUUGAUUGGAAAACACAACAUGAUGGAUUCAAAAACACUUAUGCUUUCGUAAAAGACGGCGAGAAAAUAAUUUUGGGGCCGUCAAGAAUGAAGGACAUUGUUAAGCCAUCUAAGGAAGAAGGAAAUAAUAUGCUCUCUCAAACGCAACUUGAGGAUGCAAUGAAUGAAUCCUUGGCGGCAUUUGCAUUGGUGAUUUUGGAAGAAAAUGAGGAGGGUAAUAUCAUUCCGCUACAAGUGCAGCCUCUUUUGCAAGAGUUUACUGAUGUCGUACCUGAAGAAAUUCCUCCGGGCCUUCCUCCCAUGCGAAACAUUCAACAUUGUAUUGAUCUAAUCCCUGGUGCGUCGAUCCCAAAUAAAGCUGCUUAUAGAAUGAAUCCUAAGGAACAUGAAGAGUUGAAGCGACAAGUUGAAGACUUGUUAGCAAGAGGUCUUGUGCAAGAAAGUAAAAGUCCUUGUGCCAUUCCAGCACUUCUUGUGCCAAAAAAAAUGAUUCGUGGUGUAUGUGUGUUGAUAGUAGAGCGUUUUAAGAUUGAUUUAUGGAGUGACUAUCAUCAGAUUCGAAUGCGGUCUGGAGAUGAGUGGAAAACCGCUUUUAAGACAAGAGAUGGUCUUUACGAGUGGUUGGUUAUGCCAUUUGGACUUUCUAACGCACCCUCUACCUUUAUGCGGCUCAUGAAUCACAUGUUUAAACAAUUCAUUGGGAAGUUUGUUGUUGUCUAUUUUGACGAUAUUCUUGUGUAUAGCUCCAGCCCAGAAGAGCACUUAAGUCAUCUUCGACAAGUUUUUGGAGUGCUAAGAGAACAGAAGUUGUAUGCCAAUUUGAAGAAAUGUCACUUCUUCACCAACAGCCCCAUCUUUUUGGGCUACAAUAUUUCUUCCGAGGGCAUCAAGAUGGAUCGGGACAAGAUUUAA